Messenger RNA from Malaclemys terrapin pileata, 1802 nucleotides. RefSeq names its product monoacylglycerol O-acyltransferase 3 (gene MOGAT3). Gene Ontology annotation, molecular function: diacylglycerol O-acyltransferase activity. The transcript is spliced from 8 exons. Gene Ontology annotation, biological process: triglyceride biosynthetic process. Lineage: Eukaryota; Metazoa; Chordata; Testudines; Emydidae. The coding region runs from base 467 to 1426 and encodes 319 amino acids. The record is from RefSeq and is a predicted model, not a curated record. Gene Ontology annotation, cellular component: endoplasmic reticulum membrane.
UCCCUUCCCAGAGCCGGGGAGAGAACCCAGGAGUCCUGGCUCCCAGCCCCCCUGCUCUAACCACCAGCCCCCACUCCCCUCCCAGAGCCCAGGAGAGAACCCAGGUGUCCUGGCUCCCAGCCCCCCCUGCUCUAACCACCAGCCCCCAUUUCCCUCCCGGAGCCCGGGAGAGAACCCAGGCGUCCGAUCCACGCCAGGCCCUGGCUCUCAGUCUCUCCCUGCCCCCCCCCGCCCAGCUUAUCUCCUGCCCCGCCGGAGUCUCAUGUCGCUCCUGGGGGCAAAGUGCGUCGUCGUGAGUGGGACGAGGAUCCGGAGCGGGGAGCAGGCCCCCAGGGCGUGGAGUUGAUGGUGGCAGCAUUUCAGAACCGGGCGAGGGGUCCCUGGAUGAAGAGGUGGCCUGCCGGGCCCAGACUCUGUUCUCUCCUCGCAGGCGGGGGCUUUGUGGAGCCGGGCUUCCUCCAGCAGGAUGACGGGUGCUCUGAAGAAGCACCUUGAGCUGCUGAGCGUUUUUCAGUGGGUUAUGACCUUCCUCUUCUUUGGUGCCUUCUUCACGUCCCUGCUGUUCUACCUGCUCUUCACCCGCCUCUGGGCCGUCUCUGUGCUGUACUUCGUGUGGUGGGUGCUCGACCGCGACACCCCAGAAAGAGGCGGACGGCGCUCAGACUGGAUGCGACGCUGGCGAGUCUGGCAGCAUUUGACUGAUUAUUACCCUGUCAAGCUGGUGAAGACGGCAGAUCUGCCCCCCGACCAGAGCUACGUGCUGGGCUCCCACCCCCACGGCAUCAUGUGCGCGGGGGCCGCGGCCGCCUUCUGCACCGAGGGCCCCGGCUUCUCCCAGCUCUUCCCCGGCCUGCGGCCCAGCCUGGCGCUGCUGGCUGGACUCUUCCGCCUGCCCCUCUACCGCGAGUACAUGAUGGGCUUCGGGAUGUGCCCCGUGAGCCGCCCCAGCCUGGAUUUCCUGCUCGCCCGGCCCGGCAACGCGGUGGUGAUCGUGGUGGGGGGUGCGGCCGAGUCGCUGGACUGCGCCCCCGGGCAGCACCGUGUCACCCUGCGACGCCGCACCGGCUUCGUGCGCCUGGCGCUGCAGCACGGGUCUGCCCUGGUGCCCGUCUAUUCCUUCGGGGAGAAUGAGGUCUUCCGGCAGCUCGUCUUCCCGCCGGGCAGCCGGCUCCGGCACCUGCAGCUCCGCUUCAAGGACCUGAUGGGCUUCGCGCCCUGCCUCUUCUGGGGGCGUGGGCCACUGCCCUUGCCCUCGCCCAUCACCGUCGUGGUGGGGAGCCCCAUCCCGGUGCCGCGCCGCCCCCACCCCACCCACGCCGAGGUCGCUCACUACCACGGGCUCUACGUGGAGCAGCUGCGCCAGCUCUUCGACCGCCACAAAGUCAGCUGUGGGGUGCCAGCCUCCUGCCGGCUCAGCGUGGUCUAGGAACCCCCAGCCUCCUGCCGGCUCAGCGUGGUCUAGGGACCCCCGGCCACCCCCCCCCCCAGCCUCCUGCCGGCUCAGCGUGGUCUAGGGACCCCCGGCCUCCUGCCGGCUCAGCGUGGUCUAGGUCCCCUUCUCUACUACACCCCCCUGCCAGUUGAGCAUCAGUGGGGGACCCCCCCGCGCCCAGUCCACAGGGUUCUGCCUCGUCUUGGGGUCCUGCGCUCCCCACGCAGGCCCCUCCCCUGUCCAGCUGGCUCGGCGUCACCUGGCUCGCGCUGCACCCCCCUUGUCCCGCUGCUGCGUGGCCUGGGGCAGCCCCCGCUGAGGGGGGGGCGGGUCCUGCCCCUCAAUAAAAGCUCGGAGAGUUCAUUGGGCA